This is a messenger RNA of Gekko japonicus, 1088 nucleotides long. It is a transcript of the gene MRPL54, whose product is annotated as mitochondrial ribosomal protein L54. The transcript has 3 exons. Lineage: Eukaryota; Metazoa; Chordata; Lepidosauria; Squamata; Gekkonidae. Gene Ontology annotation, molecular function: structural constituent of ribosome. Gene Ontology annotation, cellular component: mitochondrial large ribosomal subunit. The coding region runs from base 42 to 422 and encodes 126 amino acids. The record is from RefSeq and is a predicted model, not a curated record.
GGGCGCUCCAGGCAGGCGAGGGGCGCGAUUGGAAGGCUGGCAUGGCUUUGGCGGGACUGUUGCGGGCGGUCCCCUGCGGCCCAGGUCCCCUCUGGACCAGGCUGGCGCUCCGGACCUACGCUAAGAAAGUCGUGCCGAAGGCUAAAGGAAAAGGCGGAUCGAAGGAGGAGCUCAAGGGCCCUGAGAUAUGCAAGGACGCGGCGUUGCUCACCACACACUCCAUGGGCACCAACAUCUACAAGGAAAGCCCCGAGGUGGCACUGAAACCCGACUCGGAGUAUCCCGAAUGGCUUUUCCAGGUGGAUCUCGGCCCACCGAAGAAGCUGGAAGAUUUAGACCCGGACACCAUCAGUUACUGGCGUUUCCUCCGGAGAGUGAAUACAAAGCGACAGUACCGGCUACGCAAGGUCCAGCCGUUUUGACGUGGGCCACUGGGAUGUGGGAUUCAAAUCUUUCCCGGACACGCGGGAAACUUGCCUGCUUUGUGCAAACUUUGGACUGUCCUUCCGCUUUGAAAGGGGAGCUUUUCUUUGGUGAACAUCCCAAUAAAUGGUAUUCAACCAUGUGUUGUCGUGUCCAACUCCUGGCGAUUCCAUGGGCGAACUCAACCAUGUGGGGCAGUUUAUAUGUCUUCUCUCAAGCCCUGAAAGCACCAACGCUGGGGCUCUAGAACCAGUUUGGAACCUGAACAUGUCUACAGAAGCACUCUGGACCACUUUCAAACCAGUCGAAGUCUCAUAACUCCUAAGUAAGGAACCCUGGGAACGGACAUAUAGGGCCACCUUUAUCUGCUCUACAACCCUGUGCAAACAUGGAAAGGUGUGGCAUUUGGAUACCAGUUAUAUGGUGUCAAAUGUGCCGUCCGAAGCAGAGUUAGUCACUCCUGAAUCCAGUGGAGUCAGUGGGUUUAGAAUGGUGUAACUCUGUUCAGGACUGCAACUGUAGCAUCUGGAAAAAUUUCAAGUUUUUAUAAAGGUGACAAAUGGAAGGAAGGAAAGCAGAAUCCUUCCCUUUAGAGAUGUGAAAACAGUUUGGUGUACUGGUUAAAUGCGCAGACCCUAAUCUGGGAGAACCGGGUUUGAUUCCUC